AUGGAAGAUGGUCCCUCCCUUCUGUCCUGGGAGCCGGAACCAGAGGGAGAAGCGCAGAUCGGUGGGUUUCCCGCUAGGACCGAGGAGCAGCCGGGAGGCGGCUCUGCGGGGAGCGAUCGCUGGGGUCCGUCCCGGCAGCAGGAAGUGACUCGCAGCCGCUUGGAGGAAGUGGGAUUGCGGCUGGGGCAGCAGAUGCUGAGUGGGGGAUUCUUGUUGUUUCAGAUGCCGGUGACCUUCGAGGAGGUGGCUGUGUAUUUCACCCAGGGGCAGGGGGCUCUGCUGGACCCCGCUCAGAGAGCCCUCUACAGGGACGUCAUGCAGGAGAACUACGAGACAGUGACCUCGCUGGGAUUCUCCCUUCCCAAACCUGACCUGAUCACCUGGCUGGAACAAGGGGAAGAGCCGUGGGUGCCCGAUCUACAGGCCUGCGAGGAAAGAGAGAUCUCAAGAGGUGCCCACACAGGUAACGAGCCAGUGAGUGAGAAAAAGGAGAGGAAUCAACAACAGGAAGUUCCUGGGCACGGAGAACCACAGGAGACCUUUGUGGGAAGAGCUGCAGGGAAUUUUUCCCAGUGGUUGGAAUAGGGAGAAGCCUGGGGAAAUUGGCAGAGGUCAGAGAGGCUGCUGAGAAACUACUCAAGGGAGCAAAUGGAUGAAUUUAUUAUCUGUGGGGAAGGAUA
Mauremys mutica (yellowpond turtle) is the source of this 680-nucleotide messenger RNA. RefSeq names its product zinc finger protein 620-like. Gene Ontology annotation, biological process: regulation of DNA-templated transcription. NCBI's taxonomy places the organism in Eukaryota, Metazoa, Chordata, Testudines, Geoemydidae. The record is from RefSeq and is a predicted model, not a curated record. The coding region runs from base 1 to 585 and encodes 194 amino acids. The transcript has 4 exons.